UUUUGGGAAGAUUGGAUUAGUUUUUUAGAAAAGAACCAAAAUUUUAAUUUGUCUCUGAAGUGUCCAAAAAAAGUAGUGUGUCAUUUAAUACCAAAGAAUAUCAGCAUUUUCUAAUUUUUAUACCAUGGAACAUAGUAAAGCGUCAGAAUUUGCUACUCGUUUCUAACAUCAAUUUAUUUUUGUAGGUGGCCAUAAUUGGAGUAUUUCGGACAGCAUUCUGGCUGCAGCCCAAAACUCAAAGUUUUGAAACUGGUUGUGUACAAUAUUGUCAUGCCCAAAAAUGUAUGCGGGGCUCAAAUCAUCAAUCCGUCUUUAUUUCUUUAUUGCGUUUAACUCUUACCCAUGGAAGGCACAUUUGGUUUCAUUGAAAAGAGAAUAAUUGGAAACGGUUCAUUUCUUGCCUAUAAGACAUAUAACAAGUCCCAUGGAAAAUUAGUUCAACAGCAUUACAGAAGAGAGUUAUGGGCUUUAAAACAUCUCAAUAUUACCAGCAAGGAUUCGUCUGUUAAAAAUCACGUUGUUCACCUAAUAGAUAACCAAGAGACGAGUACCUGUUAUCACUUAAUAUUUCCGUUCUAUAAUUCAACAUUGCUUGCACAUGCCACAAAGAAGGACCGGGCACUAGCUCUAGAUUUUGUCAAACAGAUAUCAAAAGGCCUUGCUUAUUUACACUCACAUAAUAUUAUCCAUUGUGAUCUAAGCCCCAGUAAUAUUCUCAUAGAUGAGCUCUCUGGGUGUAUGGUUAUUUGUGACUUUGGAUGUGCUCACCCAAACUCCAACAGUUUGACAGAUACAACUGAAGAAAUCGGCACAAGAUACUACAAAGCACCGGAACACUUAUUUGGUUCCAAAAAAUAUGCUUCUUCCACCGACGUAUGGUCUUUAGGAUCAAUUUAUGCAGAAUUAUUAUUUGGAUACCCCAUCUUUGCAGGUGAGACGGAUAUAGAACAGGUUGGCAGAAUAAUUGGUAGAUUAGGAAAGCCAUCAGAUAAAGUCGAAACAGAGGAAAUGUCGGACUAUCCUGACACAAACAAACUUAUGUUCUUUUCAUGUGCUUCUUCGGAUGAUGAGUCUGAUUUCGAUUUCGAGUCGGACGAUGAGGAAAUGAUAUUGGUAAAAGCUAACAGAAAGUCCUUAAAGCAACUGAUGCAAGAAGAAAAUCUUUCUGAAACAGAGCAAAAUCUAGUUGUAAGGAUACUGACCUGGUCAAUAAAGGAAAGAAUGAGCCUACCUGAGAUAACCUUACUUACCCAGCAAUAAAAAUGGUAUAUUGCAUGUGCAUUUAGUAACCAUCAUUAUGGCAAUUAUUAUUUCCAAUAAUA
Molecule: messenger RNA, 1322 nt
Organism: Mucor mucedo
Lineage: Eukaryota; Fungi; Mucoromycota; Mucoromycetes; Mucorales; Mucoraceae
Product: kinase-like domain-containing protein
Exons: 5
Coding region: 343-1260 (305 amino acids)
Biological process (GO): intracellular signal transduction; protein phosphorylation
Cellular component (GO): nucleus; cytoplasm
Molecular function (GO): protein serine/threonine kinase activity; ATP binding
Source: RefSeq, a predicted model, not a curated record